Molecule: messenger RNA, 3138 nt
Organism: Amorphotheca resinae ATCC 22711
Lineage: Eukaryota; Fungi; Ascomycota; Leotiomycetes; Helotiales; Amorphothecaceae
Exons: 4
Coding region: 1-3138 (1045 amino acids)
Biological process (GO): regulatory ncRNA-mediated heterochromatin formation
Cellular component (GO): nuclear RNA-directed RNA polymerase complex
Molecular function (GO): metal ion binding; helicase activity
Source: RefSeq, a predicted model, not a curated record
AUGCCACCAGGGCCCUGCUUCGACUUCCAACGCGGCCGUUGCCGUCGCGGCACCUACUGUCGAUUCAGCCAUGACACAUCAACGAGCACCGCAAGCUCAACAAGCACCACAAAUCAACAGCUUCGGAAGGAGACUGAAACCGAAGCAGCCUGCCGAAAAUGGACAUACAUGAUUCCCAGACCCAACCCGAUUUCCUCACGUUUCGAAGCUGUUGUAGACACACAAAAGUUCUUCCAAAUGGGCUGGAAUCUCAUUAAGAGCGAGGAUGCGGGAACACGCCAGUACGUCAUUACAAAACUCGGUGCAGAGACGGGACUUGCAAUCAUCAAGACCCUAACGGACAUUAUAGAUGCCAACCAAAAGGAUGAAACCACCGUCUCGAUAUUUAGAGAUAGGACUCUUCCUUUCUACAAGAUCAUCUCUCACCCCGAUGUACUAUCCUCCCUAAUUCUGGAAACUCCUAUUGAUACCAUCUACACCUUUCUCUUCAGUCCCAGCGGUCGACGUGGUCUUCAAGUCGAUGAGGAAGUCUCUACCAUUGCCAUAUCAUCAAGUCUCGCAGUUCUCGACAGGCUGAUCGAGAUCAACCAGAGUGCCCAAGUCAUCGAAGGCUUUACCGCUAUUGUAGAGACAAUCUCUACCUGCAUUCUAGAGAAUUUCAUGGUACCGAAUGCACAACAGAGCCUCACUCGAAUCAGACGUCGUCUCAACAUCGGCUCUUCGUUGCCUCUCGCACCAACCCAAUCAACUCCGCAAAAUCUCCUAUCUGCAGCUUUCGAGUUGGCUCAAGACUUGCCCGGAAAUCUUUCCAGCAAGGGCGCUCGACACGAUAACGACCAUGCGAGUCUCGCCGGACUCCUGGACAGACAAUUUCGGCUCCUCCGCGAAGAUACAGUGGGACAACUACGAGACGCAGUGCGCGAAGAGGUUACAAGGCUAGAACAUCCCGAUCGUAAGGUACCGACAAUACACCAAGGUCAGCAAGGCGUUCGGAAGCUCAUCUAUCACAACGUCCGCUUCUCCCGCAUGAGUGUAGAUCGCAGAAAAGGUCUGCAAGUCGUAGCAGAAUUUGACCAACCUCCCCAAAUCAACAACAAAUCCACCAAGCAGCGAGAAGAAUGGUGGAAAGGAAGCAAGCUUCUGCAAGUCGAUUCGCUAGUCUGCUUCGUCUCUUCAAAUGGCAAAAUCAUUUUCCUCUGCGUCUGCGAUCCAAUAUUGCCAUCCCGCGCAAGAAAGGACUCCAGUGCAGACGACAAGACAAAAUCAGAUGAUAUUCCCAGCCUUUUCAGAGAAGCGAAGCGUGCGUCUGUGCUACUGAGCCUGGCUGAAUAUAAAACGGAAGAUGCAGUUUGGAUCAGCACUCAUACUACAGCUUCCAAAACUCGACAAUCACUUGUUGAGUUUCCUGGGGUGCUUCUACCUUCGUUUCAGCCCACUCUGCAAGCGUUGCAGGAAAUGAGCCGGAAACUGAGCCUUCCAUUCACGGAGAUCGUGGCACCAGACUCGCAAGCUUCUGCUGCCGUCGUAAAACCUCCAGCAUACGCGACCAAAAGAGGAUUCAGUUUCAACCUUGACGUUCUCGCCGGCGUACCACUGACUCUAAAGCCCGGACAAGCAUUCGACUUCACCAAGCUGGACGGAGGAUCAACGCUCGACGAAGCACAACAGUUCGCCGUCAUCCAAGCUCUCAGUACAGGGCUAGCUCUCGUCCAAGGCCCGCCAGGUACAGGAAAGAGUUAUACCGGUGUGGCAAUCAUCAAGGCUUUACUCCACAACCGAAAGGCAGCCGACCUAGGUCCCAUCAUCUGUGUAUGCUACACGAAUCAUGCUCUCGACCAGUUGUUGGAGCAUUUAGUGAAGGAUGGCGUGAGGCAAGUCAUCCGUGUAGGCUCACGAUCCAAAUCCGAUUUGCUUCAAAAUCUCACUCUCCAUCAUGUACGGGAAGGAGCUAAACCCACGAGGACAGAAAAACAUGAUACGUGGGAACACAAUCGGGAUAUUGGGGAAACGCUGCGAGAAAUUGAAGAUAUAUUGUCUGGGUUGAAUAAUCCAAAUUCUUGGACAAACAUCCAAGCCCAUCUUAUGAGGACCCAUAAUCCGCACUUCAAGGAAUUGUUUGGGAAGGGGGUAGAUGAGGAGGGGUUUCAGGAAGUGAAGGGAAGGAAGUUUAGGGUUGUAGAGAGUUGGCUUAGAGGAGCGCCGAAGAAACUCGCUUCGAAUCGUCCUGUUGCUCAGCUCUCGGCCAUUUCUCUGAGAGAGAUGUCGACGUCGGAGCGUGGUGUUCUCCACAAGCAUUGGAUUGAGCAAAGGAGUGCGCAACUCACCAAUGAUCUCACCCAUGCACUGGAUUCCUACCAUGGUUCCAAAUCCGCGCUGGAUAGAUGUCACAGGGAACUAGAUCUUCGAUGUCUUCGAGAAGCCCACGUUAUCGGCGUGACGACGUCUGGGCUGGCAAGGAACAUCGAGUUGCUCCAGCGCGUGCGAGCAAAAGUAAUGCUUUGCGAAGAAGCUGGAGAAGUUCUCGAGGCACAUACCCUCACUGCAUUCCUACCCGGGGUUGAACAUGCAAUCUUGAUCGGCGAUCACGAACAGCUCCGGCCCCAGAUCAACAAUUACGAGCUUCAACAUGACAAUCCCCGAGGCAAGAGAUAUUCCCUCGACAUCUCGCUAUUUGAGCGUCUCGUCAGGCCACAGAUGGGGAAUCUCCAGGUACCAUUAAGUACAUUGAAGACUCAGCGACGAAUGCACCCUUCCAUCUCAGAGCUAGUCAGAGUCCCGCUCUAUCCGGACUUGCAAGAUCAUCCCUCAGUGUUAGAAUAUCCGGAAGUCGAUGGGAUGCGAGAUCGUCUGUACUGGCUUGACCAUCAAGAGAAAGAAGACCCGCGACCUGCCAAUGCUGUCUCCUUAUCCAGAACCAAUACUUUCGAAGUGGAUAUGAUCGCUGCUCUUGUCUCACAUCUUGUAAGGCAAGGAACGUAUGGGAGUGAGGAUAUUGCAGUUAUUACUCCAUAUCUGGGACAAUUGCAGAAAAUCAAGAAGCGACUAGCGAAUUCCUUCGAGAUCGUUGUUGGGGAUCGAGAUCAAGGAGAGUUGGAAGCUCUCUUCGCCUUGGAAGUUGUCCACGGUAGCAAUCCUUAA